Molecule: messenger RNA, 2149 nt
Organism: Gasterosteus aculeatus aculeatus (three-spined stickleback)
Lineage: Eukaryota; Metazoa; Chordata; Actinopteri; Perciformes; Gasterosteidae
Source: RefSeq, a predicted model, not a curated record
GUGACAGGAGCGUCAUCGGCGGUGAAAGCUGGACUCAAAGCACACAUCCAGUGAAGAAACUGAUGCGCGCGAGAAGGGAUGCCAGCCAGGCGUGGCUUGUGUUUGAAUAUCCAAUGUGAGAAUGCGUGGGGAGUAUGUAUAUAAUAGAGUCUCUCCAUCUGAUAAACAGAGAUAUCAAACUGAUGAUUAUAGCAAAGGACGUGCGAUAAAGUGAAGGGACGCUGCCUCGCUGUCUUGGAGCAGCAACCGUGCGCCGGCUUUUACGCGUUGGACUCGUGUAAACUUUUCUCUCCCUUCCUUUAAUCACCGAACAUUUCAAAUGCCGUCGCUUAAUUUGACAGCUGUGCAAACGAUGCCAGAGGUCGGAAGUUUUCUGGGGACGCUCGACUUGGAUUUACAAAGCUUUCCUGCACUCGGGACUAUGCCUGUACCGGAGUCUCCAGUGGGCCUGAACGAGCGGCUGGGGCAGAUUGAAGGGAGGCUGCAGCGGGGGUCGCCGACGGAUUUCGGGCACCUGAAAGGGAUCCUGAGGCGACGGCAGCUCUACUGCAGGACCGGCUUUCAGCUGGAGAUAUUCCCCAAUGGGACCGUGCACAGGACAAGGCAGGACCACAGCAGAUUUGGUAUCCUGGAGUUCAUCAGUCUGGCUGUGGGCCUGGUCAGCAUCAGAGGGGUGGACGUUGGACUCUACCUCGGCAUGAGUGAGAAAGGAGAGCUCUAUGGGUCGAAGAAGCUGACGGCGGAAUGCGUGUUCAGGGAGCAGUUUGAGGAGAACUGGUACAACACCUACGCUUCCACUCUGUACAAGCACACGGACACGGGACGCUUGUACUACGUGGCACUCAACAAGGACGGCUCGCCCAGGGAGGGCAACAGGACUAAGAAGCACCAGAAACUCACCCACUUCCUGCCGAGGCCGGUGGAGAUCGAAAAGAUCCCCCAGGCGUACAGGGAACUAUUCCAGUACAGGUGACCAGUGCUUACGGCGGACGAACUGGUUACUACAUCCAGAGGGACGGAAAUUAAAAAAAAUAAUAAAAAUAAGGGUGGGGGUGAAUAUAUUUCGGACGCGUCACAGACUGUUUACCCUCGACUCCCCCCUGAGGUCACUCGGAUUGGGCCUCAGCCCACUGCCAAGCACUGACACAAACAUCGUGCAUGUUCCUGGAUGUCUGGGGGGGACAGGGGGGUUAUCUGGUAAAACCACUGCAUGGACACAGAUGGGGGAGGCCUGCCUGCCUCGCUGCGGUCAUGAAAAUGAGUUUCCACGCUUGGUCAACUACCACUUUUUAGAGGUAAACACUUUCAUACUGAAGUGAAACGCAACGAGAAAUGUGUUUGAGCAGCACCAACUUGCCGGGUGGAGGGAGGAGGGAGGAGGGGAAUGGAUGAAUUUUUACGAGACCAAAACGGCAGAUUUCACAUUGUACAUUUUUUCCACGCACGGCACAAGGUCAAUGGUCAGAAAGUGAGACGGAUGGGAGACAGUCAGGUACUAAGGAAGAAUAAUGUUUGUGAGACGCAACUGUAGUUUUAUUAAGUUGACUUAAUAAUAAAAAAUGAAAGAGGGGAAUAAAGUCUCUUAAGAAGACUGUCCGAGGGAUGAAAGAGCACUAACUGCACAUCCCCGUCGCAGCUGUAGGCACACACUCGGCCUCUCUUCUAGUCAUCAGUCUAACGACAUCAACCAUCACAUUUAGAUAAAAUAUCAAGCAGCGUCGUGGUGGAAUUGUGCGCUAAAACAAGCGAUUGAGAUCGGGACAAAAGCACUUCUCUGAAUGUGUUUGUAAAGUCAUGUGAUGUGCUUUUUCAGAGGGUGGUGACUUGAAAUGUUAUCAGGAACAUUACUAAAGAUGCAAGCAGCUGAGGUGUACAUACGGGCGGCCUUAUUUAUGAGAUGUACGAUAUAUAUUUAUUUUCUACGUAUAAAGUAUAAAUAUAAAUCUAUAUAUUUAUUUAUUGCAAAGACUUUAUUUUGUAAUGAACUUGAAGUUAUCUGGACUGUAGAUUCUACUGAAAUUACACCAAAAAAACAAAACUGCAAUGAACAUGACAAUAAAAUUGUCCUGCUAUUGAGAACACAUUGUGAGAGACUAUUUUUGCUUGGAUAUAAAUAUGAUGUCCAUAUUAAAAACAGAUAAAGAAUCAA